Hyaena hyaena (striped hyena) is the source of this 3889-nucleotide messenger RNA. It is a transcript of the gene GDAP1, whose product is annotated as ganglioside induced differentiation associated protein 1. Gene Ontology annotation, cellular component: mitochondrial outer membrane. Bases 38 to 1114 code for a protein of 358 amino acids. The transcript is spliced from 6 exons. Gene Ontology annotation, biological process: mitochondrial fission; mitochondrial fusion. The record is from RefSeq and is a predicted model, not a curated record. Lineage: Eukaryota; Metazoa; Chordata; Mammalia; Carnivora; Hyaenidae.
UGACCGGCGAGGCCCUGCUGUACUCGCGCACCCCAAAAUGGCUCGGAAGCAGGACGAGCAGAGAGGGGGCGCGCCCUUGAUGGCGGAAGGCAAGUCGGACGCGGAGGUUAGGCUCAUUCUGUACCACUGGACACAUUCUUUCAGCUCUCAAAAGGUGCGCUUGGUAAUUGCUGAAAAGGCAUUGAAGUGCGAGGAACAUGAUGUAAGUCUGCCCCUGAGUGAGCACAAUGAGCCUUGGUUUAUGCGUUUGAACUCAACUGGAGAAGUGCCUGUCCUUAUCCACGGGGAAAACAUUAUUUGUGAGGCCACUCAGAUCAUUGAUUAUCUUGAACAGACUUUCCUGGAUGAAAAAACACCCAGGUUAAUGCCUGAUAAAGGAAGCAUGUAUUACCCACGAGUACAACAUUAUCGAGAACUGCUUGAUUCAUUGCCAAUGGAUGCAUAUACACAUGGCUGCAUUUUACAUCCUGAACUAACUGUGGACUCCAUGAUCCCAGCUUAUGCAACCACAAGGAUUCGCAGCCAGAUUGGUAACACAGAAUCUGAACUGAAAAAACUUGCAGAAGAAAACCCAGAUUUACAAGAGGCAUACAUCGCAAAACAGAAGCGACUUAAAUCAAAACUUCUUGACCAUGACAAUGUCAAAUAUUUGAAGAAAAUUCUUGAUGAAUUGGAGAAAGUCUUGGACCAGGUUGAAACUGAGUUGCAAAGAAGAAAUGAAGAAACCCCAGAAGAGGGCCGCCAGCCUUGGCUCUGCGGAGAAUCCUUCACCCUGGCAGACGUUUCGCUCGCUGUCACAUUGCAUCGGCUGAAGUUCCUGGGGUUUGCGAGGAGAAACUGGGGAAAUGGAAAGCGACCAAACUUGGAAACCUAUUACGAACGUGUCUUGAAGAGAAAAACAUUUAACAAGGUUCUAGGACAUGUCAACAAUAUAUUAAUCUCUGCAGUGCUGCCAACAGCGUUCCGGGUGGCCAAGAAAAGGGCCCCAAAAGUUCUUGGCACCACCCUUGUGGUUGGUUUGCUUGCAGGAAUGGGAUAUUUUGCUUUUAUGCUUUUCAGAAAGAGACUUGGCAGCAUGAUCUUAGCACUGAGACCCAGACCAAAUUAUUUCUAGGCUUGUAGGGAUCUCAUGGUGACGACUCAUCCAACUAUUCAACUAGACCCUUGUCCACUCCUCCAGGCCCAGUGGAGAAUGACCCUGGGCAACUAGUAAAAAGUUUAUUUACCUUACUCUUUGAAUAGUUUAUGUGGGGAGAGGAGAUAAUGAAAAUGUUUUUGUGGGCUGGUCACUUUGAGAUCAUUUCUUUGCAAACCGGAACAAAUCCAUCCCUAAAAUGUGCAAGGUCAAGAUAAUGUAAAUGCUGACAGAGAAUCAGACCUUUAGCUCAAAACAUCAGUUCAAAUUCUGAAUUAUUUGGGGGGAGAAGGUUCUUACUGUAAGCAGACAGUAAUAGCCUGUGAUUGCCCAUAGGUGUUCAUCUGAGACUAUCUGGAUGUGCUGAGUGUUGAGUAGUUAGCAUCAUUUUCCACUGGAAUUCAGAGAUCCCCUUUGUUUCACAGCCAGUCCAGCCAGCAGCAGGGUGCAGCAGCAUUUCAUAUGAUCACUGUUAGCUUCGGGCAGAAAUGAGAGACACAAAGCGAACAGGGAGAGGGAAAACAGGGAAAAUGGAGUCCAUAUAGUGAAGAGUGAAGGUGACUUCCAGGUGUCUCCGACACCACUCAUGGCUGCCUGUCCCCUCAGUAAACAUUACAUUUGGCUACUUGUGGCCAUUGCCCACAUAGCCUCCUGUAGUUGAGAAACUGGGGAAGAGGACUAGUGAGUUACUGGGGGAAUAGACUGGAGAAAACCCUGGGCUUUACACUCAGAGCUCCUCAUCUGACCUUAGUACUAAUUUUAAAUAUAUGAAUCACACUCACUGUUUUAAUAAGAUUAACUGCUAAUACACUUUGGUGAAAUGCCCACUGAAACAUUUCUGCUUAGCACUGACAUGAACAUCUUGAGUGAUAUAAGAUGGUUCCUUUCUUCUUUCUUUUCCUCAUGGUUCCCCCAAUUGGAUGCUGCCUGAGAAAUAUUCCUAUGGACUGUUGUCUCUGGUCACUGGGUGUCUUGCCUUCUACAGCCCCUUUUAGCACACAGGUGGGAGUCAGGUGCAGGUCUCAGCCAAUCCCUAACAUGGCACGUGGCUAGGUAGUAGGUGUUUGAAUGAUCUGGAAGUACUCAAUAUGCUCAUUCUGAUUUUGAAGAGGCUGGUGUGUUAAACCGUUGUCUAGGCCUUGCAUCUGUUGAUUGUUAUUAACAGAGCCCUAAAAGGUUAAAGAGAAAGAGAAAACUCUAGUCUUAGCCCAUGCAAAUUAAUUUAGGGGAAAUGAAAUAAGUCAAUAGUGAGGUCCAUUUGUAUUCUUCAUGUGUGUCUAGGCAUUUCAGGGGGUCCCUCAGUCCAUCUGGAAGGGAUAAUCCCAGUGUGUUCUGUGAAUGACUAUGGAACUGCAUUAAUACAGUUUUCACUCAGAUAAAACUUCUCAUGGUGACAGGAAGAUAUAGUUUCCCUGCCAUUGGCCUGAAAGGAGUUGGGGGGACAGUUUUAGGUCUCCGGCAGGAAGUAUGUAUAAGGAAUGAUGAGCUAAGGUUCCAGCAAAUAACAAAAGCUUGCUUGGAUUGCCUCAGGCUGGCUAUGCAAAAUAGUCAAAGAAUGUACUGACUUUUUUAUUAAUAGGGAACAGUCAAACUUAGGAAACAAUGACUUUUGAUGGUAAAAUGAGUCUGUAAUUCCAUUUCAUGAAUCAGUUGUUUUUAGAAAAUCUUGAUGAAAUGGACAUUCCUUGUUUACAAAAAUUAAUAACAUCUCAGUGCAGAUUGGCAGCUUUUAUAAUGUCUUAAUAUUAUCCCUCCCGUGCACUGUCAUAUACAGUAGUUGGAUUUGUUUGUUGCUGGGACAUUCCAAUCCCUAUGUUCAUAAAAGAGCCACAAAACUGAUUAUUCAGUAGUUUGUAGUGUUUCAGAGAUCUUUGUAUCACCCUGCAAGAAGCAAGAAUUCAGACAUGAAGAAAACUGGAUUUUUAUGAAAAUCUACAAAAGGGUAUUUAUCUAUGUAAAAGUUGUUGAUUAAAAAUAAAGAUUAGGAGCCCAGUGCUGGCUUUUCCUUAAAUCUACUGAAUCAGAGAAAGUAUACUGGGAAGUGUAAUUUUCUGAUAGUUUCAUUGGAAAUAUGCUGUCAAUAUUAAAGAUGAUGCAUCGUGAUGAUUUCACUUGUUUCAUCCAUACUCUUGGGUUUAGACUCAUAAAAUGUUUGGGGACAUAAUGACCACUAGAUGUCGCUGUUCACACAGUAGUCUGAGAUUGGGCAUUCUCUAGGUUCGGCAAGCCCUCUAAAAUGGCUCAAGUGAAGAUAAACAUUAAUGACCUUAAUUUCUGAAAUGAGGGCAUCUUCAUCAGAUCAUCCAUCUGUACAAAAGCUUGAGGCACAUGUAGUAUUGAUUUCUAAUGCUUUAGAAGGGAUAACAGUACCACACAAUGUCAAACUAAAGAGCUAAACAUAUACUACUAGCAAAAUAAGCACUUUUAUCUAUUUCAAGAUCAUUGGUGACUGGCCAGUGUGUUCCUCAGUUUCCAAAGUUUGUAUAAAUAUCAUAAUUAUAAAAAUGUCUGAGGUACUAAAUUUAGGCUGGCUGUGUAUGUCUUAAUACAUAAAUACUGUUUUAUUGUUAUUGUAAUUAUAUGCCUUUUGAAUCUGUUUUCCUUAAUUGCAGAGAGUUGUAAAUGCUUGCUUGAUUUUUGGUCAUUAUUGAUAUUGACACCAGAGUUGUAGAUAUUUGGUGUUGUUUAAUGUAGUAGAUCAAGAUGCUAUUCUACUUGUAAGAUCAAUAAAAGUAAUUGGAUAAUCAAUAUGAA